GAAAUCUGACCAUGCUGGGAAGUGCCGCCAACCUCAUCGUCGCACAUGCCGCCGAGAAUCAAGGUGAGCGGGCCCUCACGGCUACUACGUACAGCAAGUUUUCCUUCCUCCCCACCACAGUCAUCACUCUGCUGGGGGUGCUGGUCAUGCCACCGAUCGGGCCUACCUGGGCCUACCUUCCAGCCCUGGCAGCGCUGUUGGGGGCGGGCCUGUUGGCGCUGGGAGUCUACCUCUGCCAGAGUUGUGGCCAUUCACAGGAGGAGGAGCAGGUCGAGACGGGUUGGAGCUGGAGGAAUCGAGAGGCCUUGGGCCUCUUCCUGAUCUCUGGCUUUGUAGCCGGCCAGCCUUUGGGCCCGUACGAGGGCGCAUGGCUGACUGCAAACCCCGUGCGCCAGUACACGCCAGCUGAACUGGGCGAGCUAAACGCUGUGCAGCAGGUGCUGGUAGCCCUGAUGCAGCCUCUCCUUGGCGGCUUCGUUGAUGGCACAAAAUGGAAGCGAAGUCUAGUUGUCUUUGGGAGCAUCUGCGCAGCGGCCAGCAUAGCUGUUGGCGUGUUCAUGACAGAGUCCUACUGGCUGGAGCUAGCCACGCAGCUCCCUCAAGCUGUGGCCCUCACUUUGGUACCUCUGGCCAUCAACUCCCUCACCUUGGGGGUCACAGAGUCUGGAUUUACACAGCAAGUGGCAUUGAACAACGUUGGUAUCCAUGUUGGUACCGUGGUUUGCUCUGCUGCUAUGGCGGGUCUCUCGCUAACAGGUGGCAAAAGCCACGCGGAGGGCUCCGUGGAGGGCAGCAGCUUUGGCCCUCUUUGGUGUGCCGUGCCCCUGGCUGCUUGCCUGCUAGCUAUACUCGCGCUGCCAAUGGUACGCUACAGCAAAAUCGACCACCGCCGAGCUGCCGGACUGGAAGAUACCGAGAGGCCAUCCGACUUCCGGGCAUUGCCUGAUGCCAAGCUGGGGUAUGAAGCGCUAUUUACACGGAAGGCCUUCCUGUUGGCCUUGCUCUUAUCCUUUUUGUUCAACUUCGCGAAUAUGGCUCAGCUGCAGCUACUCGUGCAGGAGGCCUCAGCCCUUCUUCCCGGUCAAGCCAUCAGCUACACCUCAGCCGCACAGAUUGUGGCUCAUCUCGGCAUGUUGGGCUCCAGCGUCGUUGUUGGGAAGAUGGCCGAUCGAGGGCGCAAGCGCCUGGUUCUUGCCGCCUGCCUCACAGUCACCGUUCGUGCUUUGCUGACUGCGGCCACGGAUCUCUGGUGGAUCCAGAGGGGUGGCACCCCCUGGCUGGGGUUGCUGCCCUGCGAAGGGCUGGAUGGAGUUUGUGCGGGGCUAUGGGGAGCCCUGGUGGUCCUAUUGGCCAGGGAUGUAUCUGCUGGCACGGGCUGCUUUAGCUUGGCCUUGGGUUGCAUGCAGGCAGCAUUCAGCGCUGGAGCCAUCGCUAGCUCCACGUGCGCAGGCUACCUGGCCAGCAGCGUCAAUUUCGGAGCGGCCUUUGCGAUGUUGGCAGGGGCGGGCUGUGCAGCGACAGUUGUGGCAGCAAUCCUUCCGGAAACGAUGGAGGAGGAGUCGAAGCCGCGACCCGACGGAUGCGAAUGGCGACCCUCUUGCUGCACGUUCGCCAGGUUCUGGCCGCGAGUAGCAUCCAGCUAA
Messenger RNA from Symbiodinium pilosum, 1643 nucleotides. The record is from the annotation of a GenBank genome assembly. NCBI's taxonomy places the organism in Eukaryota, Dinophyceae, Suessiales, Symbiodiniaceae.